AUGGAAAGCCUUGCCCACCUACCGGGCAUUUUCUUGCCUCUGGCUGGCUGUGUCUUAGCUCUCAGUCUCACAACAAUCGUGUACCGCACAGUAACAAAUCCUCUAUCACAUAUCCCUGGUCCUCAAAUUUCGAAGUGGAGUUCGUUGAUCGAGCAGUACUACUGGUUUGCGGGGACAAAGGUUGAGUAUGUCGACUAUCUACACCGUAAAUACGGCCCUAUUGUCCGCGUGACUCCUACAGAAGUCGACAUCUGUGAUCUGCCAGCAGUCCGUGAGAUCCAUCGCGUGCGCGGCGGAUAUCUCAAGUCCGAGUGGUACAAGUCUUUGACACCACCAGGGGUGACUAGCUUGCUCACCCUCAUCGAGCCCGCUCAGUACUCUGAAUGGCGGCGAUUACUAGCCGGGCCAUUGUCUGAUACCAGCUUGGGCAAAGUUGAGCCCAUGGUCACCAACCAUGUGCAUGCUACCAUUGAUCGGAUUGCCUCCGAUUUGCAGUCACAGGGGGUAUCAGACCUCUACAAAUGGUGGACGUAUAUGGCGACCGACGUCGUGAGCGAAUUGAGCUUUGGCGAACCCAUUGGCCUGCUGGCGCGUCCCAAGGAAACCGCAUGGGUCAUGGACUACCUGGACAAAGUGGGUAUCAUGCACGCCUGGCGGACGACCUUCCCCUUUGUCUUCGUACUGGGACGAUUCAUGCCCGUUCAUCCUUUCAAGCAUGCCAUUCAAGCAAUAGGGCUUCUUGGUAAAUGGGCGAGGCAGUCUAUUCAGCAAUAUAGACAGCAUAUCCAGGAACAGCCAGAGAGUCCGAAGCCUACCUUAUUCACUAAACUGUUUAAGACAGGCAAGUUUGACGACUUCCAGCUGACGUACCUGGCUGGAUCAUAUAUUACCGCGGGAAGCCAUACAACUGCGGUCACGUUAUUAUAUCUCAUCUAUGCGAUCUGUAGCGAUAAUGAGGUCCGGCAGAAGCUGCUUGCAGAAAUCCGUACUUUGCCGGAGAAUUUCCGCCACGAUGAGCUUCGACAUCUGCCGUACCUCAAUCAGGUCAUCACAGAAACUCUACGUAAAUACGCUGUUGUCUCGUCUGCUUUGCCUCGUGUGGUGCCUGCUGGCGGGGCUACGCUCGCUGGAUAUUACCUGCCUGGUGGAACUACGGUUUCGACUCAAGCGUAUACAUUACAUCGAAAUGAGGCCAUCUUUCCAAACCCGGAGAAAUUCGACCCCAGUCGCUGGGAAUCUCCGACCCAGGAUAUGAAAGACGCUUACAUGCCCUUUGGUGGCGCCUCGAGGAUGUGCAUCGGCAAUAGUCUUGCGCUCAUGGAAAUCCGACUUACGACGACUCUAUUCCUACGCCGGUUUCCAGAGGUUCACAUGUCGCGUCAGAACGGCAUGCGGGAUGAGGAUCUGGCUCAGGAACAGUAUUUGAUCAUGGCUCCAAGAGGACAGCGCUUGCUAGUCGAAGCCUGA
Aspergillus niger is the source of this 1467-nucleotide messenger RNA. RefSeq lists its product as uncharacterized. Gene Ontology annotation, molecular function: oxidoreductase activity, acting on paired donors, with incorporation or reduction of molecular oxygen; heme binding; monooxygenase activity. The transcript is spliced from 6 exons. The coding region runs from base 1 to 1467 and encodes 488 amino acids. NCBI's taxonomy places the organism in Eukaryota, Fungi, Ascomycota, Eurotiomycetes, Eurotiales, Aspergillaceae. The record is from RefSeq and is a predicted model, not a curated record.